AGGUGCUGCCUUGCGAUGCUGAGUCUCCAUUUGCCUUGAUUAAGGUAGAAACAGCCUAUGGCUUGGAUGACUUACAUUUCAAGUUGGUUUGAGCAAGAUGAUUGGUAUGAAGGACUGCAAAGAGCCAGCAUGUCCCGGGUGAGGCAGGUGGGGCUGCUGGCCGCCGGGUGUCAGCCCUGGAACAAGGACGUGUGCGCUGCCAGCGGGGACAGGUUUGCCUACUGCGCCACCCUGGCCAUCUACGUCUACCAGUUGGAUCACCGUUAUAAUGAAUUUAAACUCCACGCAAUUAUGUCUGAACACAAAAAAACUAUCACAGCUAUCUCUUGGUGUCCACAUAACCCCGAUCUCUUUGCAAGUGGCAGUUCCGAUAACUUAGUGAUCAUUUGGAAUGUGGCAGAACAAAAAGUCAUUGCUAAACUCAACAAUACAAAAGGGACGCCCGCCUCCCUUAGCUGGUGCUGGCACGCGGGCGAGGCCGUGGCCUUUGCUCCCCGCAGGGGCCCGCUGCUCAUCUGGACCAUCUCGGGGCCGGACAGCGGCGUGACCGUGCACCGAGACGCUCACAGCUUCAUGUCCGACAUCUGCACCUUCAGGUGGCACCCCCAGAAGAAGGGCAAAGUCGUGUUUGGUCACAUGGAUGGGAGUCUAUCGAUUUUCCAAUCAGGUAACAAAAGUCAGAGACAUGUUCUGAGGCCCGACUCCCUGGAAGGGACCGACGAAGAGGACCCAGUCACGGCCCUGGAGUGGGACCCGCUGUCCACGGAUUACCUCCUGGUGGCCAAUCUGCAUCAUGGGAUCCGGCUGGUGGACUCGGAGUCGCUCUACUGCAUCACCAGCUUCAGCUUGCCCAGCGCAGCCGCCUGCGUGCAGUGCGUGGCCUGGGUCCCCAGCGCCCCGGGCAUGUUCAUCACUGGAGAUUCUCAAGUAGGCGUUUUACGCAUUUGGAAUGUUUCAAGAACAACGCCGAUUGACAAUUUCAAACUCAAGAAAACGGGGUUUCACUGCUUACAUGUACUUAAUUCUCCACCAAGAAAAAAAUUUUCAAUCCAGCCUCCAACCCCAAAUCACCACAUGUCCUCUACGAGCGAGGCGGUGCCCCCGCCGGCGCUGCCCCCGGGCCAGGCGUUCUCCCUGCCCCCCGGGCACGCCCUCUGCUGCUUCCUGGACGGGGGCGUGGGCCUGUAUGACCUGGGAGCCAAGAAGUGGGAUUUUCUGAGGGACAUGGGACACGUGGAAACCAUCUUCGACUGCAAAUUCAAGCCCAACAACCCCAACCUCUUAGCGACAGCGUCCUUCGAUGGCACCGUGAAGGUCUGGGACGUGGACACGCUGACCGCGGUGUACACGUCCCCGGGGAACGAGGGGGUGAUUUAUUCCCUCUCCUGGGCGCCAGGUGAUUUGGAUUGCAUUGCCGGAGCAACUUCCCAAAAUGGCGCCUUCAUUUGGGAUAUUAAAAAGGGCAAAGUGAUCCAGCGCUUUAACGAGCACGGAAAGAAUGGGAUAUUCUGCGUGGCCUGGAGUCAUAAAGAUUCCAAACGAAUAGCGACCUGCAGCGGAGAUGGUCUCUGCAUCAUCCGAACCCUCGAUGGGAGAGUGCUGCACAAGUACAAGCAUCCCGCUGCCGUGUUCGGCUGUGAUUGGAGCCAAAACAACAAAGACAUGAUAGCCACUGGCUGUGAAGACAGAGGCGUCCGCGUCUACUACGCGGCCACCAGCUCGGACCAGCCGCUGAAGGUGUUCAGUGGGCACACGGCCAAGGUGUUCCACGUGCGCUGGUCGCCCCUGAGGGAGGGCAUCCUCUGCAGCGGCUCUGAUGACGGUUCUGUUCGCAUCUGGGAUUACACUCAAGAUGCCUGCAUCCGUGUUCUCAGCGGGCACUCCGGCCCCGUGCGGGGGCUGCUGUGGAACCCGGAGAUCCCGUACCUCCUCGUCUCCGGCAGCUGGGACUACACGGUGAGGGUGUGGGACACUCGCAAGGGGACGUGCCUGGACACCGUGUGCGAUCAUGGCGCAGAUGUGUACGGUUUAACGUGCCAUCCGAGCCGCCCCUUCACCAUGGCCUCCUGCUCCCGGGACUCCACCGUGAGGCUGUGGUCAUUGGCACCUUUAGUCACCCCUUUACAGAUUAGCAUCCUGGCGGACAGACCGUGGAAGGAAAUUAUCGGGAACACUGAUGACGCCAUCCUGCGAGGCGCGCCCCCUGUGCUGUGCGGCAAAGUGUCGAGGGACAUUAAACAGGAAAUAGAGAAGCUGGGCGGCCACCCGCGUGGGAAGAAGCUCAGGUGGUUUUCGGAGUGUUUGUCCCCUCCAGGUGGCAGUGACAACCUGUGGAACUUGGUGGCCGUGAUCAAAGGGCAGGAUGACAGCUUGCUUCCCCAGAACUACUGCAGAGGCAUCAUGCACCUGAAGCACCUGCUGAAGUUCCGCACAUCUGAAGCCCAGGAGCUGACCACAGUCAAGAUGUCCAAGUUCGGAGGGGGCAUCGGCGCGCCGACCACGGAGGAGAGGCUGAAGGAGGCCGCGGACAUACACCUGAGGCUCGGGCAGAUCCAGCGCUACUGCGAGCUCAUGGUGGAGCUCGGCGAGUGGGACAAAGCCUUGUCCGUGGCACCAGGCGUCUCGGUGAAGUACUGGAGGAAGUUAACGCAGAGGAGAGCCGACCAGCUAAUCCAGGAAGAUAAGGACGACGCCAUCCCAUACUGCAUCGCCACUGGGGAUGUGAGAAAACUGGUCCACUUUUUUAUGGCCCGGGGUCAGCUUAAAGAAGCUCUGCUUGUGGCCCAGGCUGCGUGUGAGGGAAACAUGCAAACCUGCCACGUCUCCACCCCUGACGGAGCCUCCGGUCCCAAGGACGCCCGCGGGGAGGACUUCACUGGGCUCCUGCACGCGGCGAGCGCACAGCUGGCGGAGUGGCACUUCCAGGGCGGCCGGGCGGUGCGGGCCGCCUGCUGCCACCUGGCCGUGGACGAUGUGGAGCUGGCCAUGGCAUCCCUGCUCCGCGGGAACGAGCUGGAGUUGGCAGUCUGCGUGGGCACGGUCCUGGGCGAGUCGGCAGCCCCAGCCACCCACUACGCCCUGGAAUUGUUGGCCAGAAAAUGCAUGAUGAUCCCAAUGUGGAAUUUGGCAGCCGAUCUGCUCCUGAUGAUUCCAGAUAAUGAACUUCAGCUGGUGAAGCUCUGUGCCUUCUACCCAGGCUGCGAGGAGGAGAUGAGCGAUCUCCGCGAGAAGUGCAAGCUGCCCACCGUAGAAGAAUGUAUGCAGUUGGCGGAGACAGCGCAUGCAGAUGGCAAUGUGUUUGAAGCUGUAAAGUAUUACUUGUUAAGUCAAGAACCUGAAAAAGCCCUUCCUGUUGGUAUUGACUUUGUCAAAGAACACAUCAGUAGUUCCGAUUGGACUUUGGACACCAUUCACCCCGUUCUUGACCUGCUGAGUUACAUUCAGACGGAGAAGUUACUCCUGCCCACAUGUACCGAAGCGCGGAACGAGUUGCUCAUACUGAGUGGCUACUCGGGCGCGCUGCUGGCCGCCAGGAGACAGUACGCGAGCAUCGUCCCCGCUCUCUAUGAGUACACGAGUCUUAGAUGUCAGCUGUUCAUUUCUUCCUCACGUUGCAGUCAGCUGUUGAAACGCCGGGAGGUGUCCGUGCCUUUGACCAUCGAGCGCCUCUCUGAGGAGCUGGAGGCGUGGAGAGCCUGCACGCAGCCCGUCCACCCAUCAUCAGAGGACUCUCCCUACACACCCGCUUCCGAGUCACAGAGAAGGGUGUACGCAGCCCUGCUCCAGAGACUGCAGGCCGAGCCGCUCAGAGGGAUGGUGGGGCCGGACUAUGUGACGGGGUCCCACCUUCCCAGCCAUUCGGAUGCUCACAUCUCUUGUCUCACGGGGUUAAAAAUCCAGGGCCCCGUGUACCUCCUUGAAGACGGGAAAUCCGCCAUCUCCCUGAACGAUGCUCUGAUGUGGGCCAAGGUGAACCCCUUCUCACCCUUAGGGACUGGCAUUCGCCUCAACCCGUUCUGAUGGAAGGCUGUUCUCCGGCUUCACUGUGUCUUGAAGACCUUUCAUUGGGCACUGCAGGUGUGAAGGGUUGAGCUGUCCAUCAGAGAUUACUCUCCCGGGAGGAAGCCUGCAAAGUCACUCCAUGGACCUUCAGAGGGAAGACCCUCCACUCGCAGGAAACAAUGACUAUGGAAACCGCCACGUGAGCAGGAGAGAGAGCAGGGUCUUCCGUGGCCCUGAGGAGCAUUCUGCCACUUGAUGGACAGGACCUGUUCCUGAGGCGGCCUAGCUCCCGGGAAAGUCAGUCCUUCCUUCCUUCCUUCCUUCCUUCCUUCCUUCCUUCCUUCCUCCCUCCCUCCCUUCCUUCCUUCCUUCCUUCCUUCCUUCCUUCCUUCCUUCCUUCCGUCCAAGAGCCUCUGAGCCAAUGGCCUUCCUAAGACGUGCCCCAGCGUUGGCGUCUGGGCACACUCAUCCUCGAAGUUCUUACAGUUCCCCACUCUGCUCUGACUGUACCCGCUGCCCUCACUCACUCACUCACUCACUCUCGGGGAUGAAGCCUGGGGACCAUUUCCUAUCUCUCCCAGCCCUCCGCCCUCCCUCAGGGUCCUAGGGACCGGCCACAGGCCACGGGGGAUGGGCUUUUCCAGGAGGUUGAAUGCAGUGUCAAGAGGAGAGAGCAGUGUGUGUGACUGUUUAUCCCCACCCAGGCCUUUUCUCGGGAUCUUCAGCUGACUCCUUCCUAACACCCUUCCCUGGGGAUCGUCAAUGGAUGGGUUAGCGGUGAUCCCCACCAGCUUGGACUUAGAUGUGUCCUGUUAGAACCCAAGGCAGCAGGUAGGGACCAGAGAGCUGGUUAGGACAUGCAUUUGGACUGAAUCCUUUACCGCAGAUAAAACCAGAUUCUAAACACCCUCCUAAGAAGUCAUCUCUUUCUUUUACUAAAUGUGCUCUCCCCAAAAUGUAAAAUCAAACAAGGAAGUCUCCGGAGGUAGAAAUUCUAAUAAAACUGUGUAAGCCUUCCACACUGCAGGAAAAGUGACCGAGGGUAGCUGGAAACUGACCCACACACGGUGGGACUUACCACUGUCAUCUGGGGAGCCAAAGGGACUGUGAAUGAGAUGGCGUCUCACAGGAGUGGUUCCAGUUGAAGGAAAUGUCCCCAAUACGAACAUAACAUUACCAAAAGGUGGAAGAGAACCGCCUUUCAGGAUGUCAGCUGCUAUGGUUUCCCUUCAGUGAGGGUGUGGGGAUGGCAGCAGCCCGUGGGCAUAUUUAGAUGGAAGAAAUGGGUCGCUAAACCCCAGGCCAGUUUCUAAGUGAAGCAUUUCCCUUCUCCACAGCUCGGUCUCAAGGAAGGACGCCAGUUUGUAAGAAACGUUAACGGCUAUUUAUGGACCUGGGCAAGAUGGUCUAUGGGCCAGUGUACAAGGAUCAUCGUUCAGAAUAAAUGUUUUUAUUUAUAGAUGUGAUGUGUAAAUAAACACUGUCAGGCUGCCUA
Myotis lucifugus (little brown bat) is the source of this 5497-nucleotide messenger RNA. It is a transcript of the gene WDR17, whose product is annotated as WD repeat domain 17. Lineage: Eukaryota; Metazoa; Chordata; Mammalia; Chiroptera; Vespertilionidae. The transcript is spliced from 30 exons. Gene Ontology annotation, molecular function: protein binding. The coding region runs from base 58 to 4020 and encodes 1320 amino acids. The record is from RefSeq and is a predicted model, not a curated record.